This is a messenger RNA of Saccoglossus kowalevskii, 1008 nucleotides long. RefSeq names its product sodium-dependent glucose transporter 1-like. Lineage: Eukaryota; Metazoa; Hemichordata; Enteropneusta; Harrimaniidae. The record is from RefSeq and is a predicted model, not a curated record.
AUGGACACCGUUAUUGACUAUGAUUCAGAUAAGAAAUUUAAUUUGUAUGGAAAGGAAUUCUUUGGAAUUUUCUCUGAAGAAGAUACAUACGCUAACGAGACUGUGUCACCAACGUUGUGGGUGCCUUACACUAUAGUAGCAGCGGUACAUUUUACAUCGUCAAUUCCACUUUUCAUCUUCUAUUUCACAGGACCACGAGGAUGUAUGCUUCCUAAGGCAAAGACAAAUACGGAUAAUACAUCAGUGUCAUCAUUCAAUAAAUCUGUCAACCCAAACACGCGAACUACCAAAGAAAGUAUGAGUUUUCGAAUUGGAUUUCUGUUCCUUCUGAGUAUAUUCUAUGUAUUGUAUGUCGGCCAUGAGGUAAUUUAUGGUGGAUAUAUUUAUUCAUUUGCGAUGGAAAGUGACCUGGGAUUCUCUACUGAGAUGGCCAGUUUACUUACAUCCGUGUUUUGGGCAAGUUUUGCUGUAUCACGUGGGUUAAACAUAAUUGUAGCAAAGUAUUUAACACCCAAGACGAUGCUUAUAUUAGACCAUGUCGGAAUACUCACAGCUGAUGUGAUUUUGGUUAUUUGGGGAGCUGAGAACAUGACGAUCCUCUGGCUUGGAACAAUUUUACUUGGUGUAUCUAUUGCUUCAGUAUAUGCUACAGGUAUCACAUGGGCGGAGAAUUACAUAACUCUGACUGGUAAAGCUACAUCCGUAUUCACAAUUUCUGCAGCUAUGUCCGGUAUAUUAUUACCAUGGUGGCUGGGGUAUGCAUUUGAAGCGUAUAGUGUUAUGAUCCUGAUGUACGUUAUGUUGGCGCUUACGAUUGGAAUGUCUACGUUCUUCAUUAUUCUUCUUGCUGUUGCACGUAUACAUGGGAAGAAACCCAAUAUCAUAGACGAUAUUACCACUGGGGCAGGUAACUAUGAAGACUUGACUGCAACAGACAUAAAUAAUGAAGAUGACAGAGAUACCAUAUCACAAAGAAGUAAUACCAAUGUAGUAUCUGAACAAACCUGA